AUGACAAGUACUAGUAUGACGGACAUGCUGUUGCCUGUGGUGGAAGCUGUGCCUUUCUUUAGAAGAGCCAAAGUUCAUGUCUUUGGGGUUACCACAACCACAGCUACUAAACCUACUAAGACUAAGACUGCUGUUAAGACUGCUACCAGAGUCUCUGGAGGUCAACAAGUUGAAGAAAUUGAAGAUCAAGUGGAGAUUGAAGAACCUCCUCAAAAGAAGCAAAAACUGCAACCUGACCAAGCUACUAAUAAGCCUCAGUAUGACUUCCCACUGUUCCCAAACCAAGCCAAUUUUGAAAAAGACCCCAAUGCCCCCAUCCCCUUCAGAUACCUAGAUGCUCACCAGAAGGAAGGUCCAGCCAGAAAAGCCACUCUAGAGUCUCUCCAAUGGCGAAAGCAGUUCCAAAUUGACACCAUCUUGUCAAGACCCAACCCCAACUACGAUGUCACCAAAGCCAUUCUGCCGCAUUACUUCAUUGGAAGAUCCACAACCACCAAUCACGUCGUAUUCAUUCAACGACCAGGACUGGCUAACAUGGAAUUGGCUAAACACAACAAUGUACAAUCACAAGACAUGUCGCUACAAUACGCAUAUGUAUUUGAAUACUGUUGGAAUAUUAUGCAUCCUCAUGAGACUGCUGCUACAGAUCCAGAUGCUCUCAUGAUUGGUAUUCUAGACAUGCAAGGGCUUCAUCUAGGGCUACUCAGAAAAGGAGACCUCAUUAGUUUUGUAAAGGAGUUUGUGGGAAUGAUUGAUGCACACUAUCCCACGCGAGGUUUGAAGACAUACAUGAUCAAUGCUCCUCAAUGGUUCAACAUGGUGUGGAAACUCGUAUCGCCAAUCAUGAGAGAAUCCACAAAGGAAAAGAUUGUACUCUAUUCGGCAGGAGACGAUCAAGAUGAAGCACUUCUUGAAGCGUUAGGACCGGAUAUGGCUGCCACUGUCAUGCAGGCGUUGCGGAUUCCCGACAAGAAGGAACUCAAAAACAAAAACAAGUACGAUCUCUCCCUUACGUCCGAUAUUCUACUCGAAACCGAAAUGGAACAAGAGAUUCGGAGCUUUGUCAUGAAACGACUAGAACAGGACGGAAUCGAAAUGAAACCCGUGCUGUCGUUAGCCGAUCCUAAACCAACCGAAUCAUCAUAG
Molecule: messenger RNA, 1146 nt
Organism: Seminavis robusta
Lineage: Eukaryota; Bacillariophyta; Bacillariophyceae; Naviculales; Naviculaceae
Source: the annotation of a GenBank genome assembly